Thalassophryne amazonica is the source of this 1397-nucleotide messenger RNA. It is a transcript of the gene tekt1, whose product is annotated as tektin 1. Bases 22 to 1308 code for a protein of 428 amino acids. The transcript is spliced from 7 exons. Gene Ontology annotation, cellular component: nucleus; microtubule cytoskeleton. NCBI's taxonomy places the organism in Eukaryota, Metazoa, Chordata, Actinopteri, Batrachoidiformes, Batrachoididae. Gene Ontology annotation, biological process: cilium assembly; cilium movement involved in cell motility. The record is from RefSeq and is a predicted model, not a curated record.
ACAUUUUUUUCUCAUCACUGUAUGUAUGUGCUCUUUCUAAAGCUGCCCACUGUUUUUAACAUCUUCAUUCUGUUCAUCUGUCAAAGCUUUCUGCCACCGACUGACCAGCGGAGAACAAUGUCCGUCCCGGGCCUCAGUCCUCAGCAGAGGUGGGGAUCAGACCUGUUUUAUACCGAGACGAUGAAGAACCGCUCAGAGGUCUUCACAGCUGAGAGCCAGCGUAUGAUUCUUGAAAAUGUAACAGCAUGCAAACGCCUGCAUCAAGAUGCCAACAAGCGACUUGAUCAGCGAGUCAAAGACAUCCAGUUUCUGAAGAAAGAAUUGGAGCAGAAGCUGGAGGAGAUUAUUGUGGAGAUUGAUGCCCUCAUAGCUCUCAAGAGCAGAGUUGUGAAGGCCUUGGAUGCCUGUAAAGACCCUCUGAGUGUCACAGGUCUCUGUCAGGACGAGAGAAGGAAAUGUGUCCCUGCCGAGAGGCUGCAGGAUGAGGUGGACAGAGAGCUGCUGAAGGAGACGGAGACCUUUGAACGAGUUAUUUCACUUCUGCAGCAUGUAGAUGAGCAGAUCACUGAGCAGAUACGACUGAACCGAUCAUCCAAAUAUCACCUGGAGAAAGACCUGAAGGGAAAGUUUGAGGCUCAAACCAUUGAUACCACCUGCACCCAGAUGGCCAUCCAUUCCAUCAAUGACCCGCAGAAAUACAAAGACAGCAUGCUUGUUCCACCAAGCAGGGCAGUUACUCCAGACCAGUGGGAACAUUUCUCAGGCAUCAACAUCACUGAGGCAGCUCAGCAGAGAGCAAACUGUCUGUCAUUACGAGCUCUGGUGGAGUCUGUCCUGGAGCAGACGGCUAAUGACAUGCAGAAGCAGGUCCAGGCCACAAACACAGCUUUUGAACUGAAUAUCGCAACCAUCAAGAUGACCAAAAGCAAGCUGGAGGAUCAGCUGAACAAGAUUCUGGAUGAGUGUGUGAGCCAGCAGAGGAAUCAGGAAGACCUCCAAGUGGCAAUUGCAGAGAAUGAAAAUUUUCUGAAUGUAGCCAAAGCCCAGCUGGCUUUGCGUGGCCAGAGGCCUGCCAAGGAGCAAUGCCAUGAUCCAGCACAAUCCCAGCUCCUUGCAGAUGUCCAGCAGCUCACUGCUCAAAUCUCCAGAAUGACUGAGGCAGUGGAUCAAUCAGAAGAAGAGCAGAGGAAUCUGGUUCGCUGCCAGCUGAACCUGCAGGAAAGCACUGAGGCCGAGACGCUCAACCUCUACAUUGAUGAGGUCAUCUGCACUCAGCUAAGGAAGCCCAUUGUGAUACAGAAAUUCUGAUUAUUCAGAAACCAGAAAUGUUCUGCAUUUACAGUUUAAGAAUGUUUUGCCCCCUUGUUUUCUUUUUUGAAAGUUUUUCCACGCUUAAU